Nematolebias whitei (Rio pearlfish) is the source of this 1410-nucleotide messenger RNA. RefSeq lists its product as uncharacterized. NCBI's taxonomy places the organism in Eukaryota, Metazoa, Chordata, Actinopteri, Cyprinodontiformes, Rivulidae. The coding region runs from base 35 to 1180 and encodes 381 amino acids. The transcript is spliced from 9 exons. Gene Ontology annotation, molecular function: strictosidine synthase activity. The record is from RefSeq and is a predicted model, not a curated record. Gene Ontology annotation, biological process: biosynthetic process.
CUGCUGCUCAGUGCGAGAGACUGGACGGUCUGUAAUGUGGGGAACGUGGUUUGCAGCUCUGCUGGUUGUGGCUCUUGGAGUUUACCUGCUGCCGUCUCCCAUAGACCCUGAACCUCACAUUCUGAAGGGGCCUCCUCCGGCCCUCGAGGGGCCGCUGGCCGUCAACACCCGGCUGCAGAGGGGCCGCAGACUGUUUAUAGGAAAACUACAUGGACCAGAAUCCUUUACUGCAGAUGAGAAAGGUAACGUGUACACGGGGACAGUGGACGGGAAGCUGUGGAGGAUCGGUCCUGAUGACAGCCUCACCUUCAUCACACAGAUGGGUCAGAACCGACCAGAAUGUGGCAGCAGCACAGACUAUGAGCCCGUGUGCGGUCGUCCUCACGGCGUCCGUCUGGACCGCCGCGGUCAGCUGAUUGUUGCAGACUCCUACCUCGGCCUUUACAGCGUCGCCCCCCAAACAGGAGAGAAGCGCCUGCUGCUGUCUAACUCUGAGGGUGCCGACGGCGUUCCCUUCGCCUUCCUGAACGGCCUCGAGGUUUCCGCCCAAACUGGGAUAAUUUAUUUCACCGACUCUUCCAGUCGCUGGGGGCGCAGACACGUCAAACUGGAGGUGAUGGAGUUGAACCGCCUCGGUCGUCUCCUCUCCUACGAUCCUCGGACAGGAAACGUGACGGUGCUGCUGGACUCUCUCUACAUGCCCAACGGCAUCGCCCUGUCCCCUGAUGAGACCUUCCUGCUGCUGGCUGAGACCAGCAUCGCCCGCAUACACAGGUAUUGGCUGAAGGGCCUGAAGGCCGGCACCAAGGAGGUCGUCCUGGACAACAUGAUCGGUUACCCCGACAACAUCCGCCUCAGCGACCACGGGACGUUCUUGGUUGGCAUAACAACGCCUCGCUUUCAGAAGUUCCUGCCCCCCUUCCUGGACCUGACCGCCCCGUACCCAGCAGUUAAACGCUUCCUGGUGAAGGCGUUUCCUCUGAGCUGGUUCAACUUCCUGCUGCCGUACUAUGGUCUGGUUCUGGAGCUGGGGUUAGAUGGCGAGGUCGUGGGAACGCUUCAUGACCCCCAGGGCCGCCUAACCUGGGCCGUCAGCGACGUCUUCCAGCACCGAGGGAGAACCUACCUGGGCAGCACCGACUUACCGUUCCUGCCUGUUCUGGAGGUCUGGGACAGAUGAUGGAGCUUUGUGAGCAGAAACAGCUUCACUUCACAUUAUUAACGUUUUAUUUGACAAACUACACCUGGAGAGACUUAACGGACUAUUGUUCUGAUGAAGUUUGACAGGACGGCGUUUAAAUUCAACAAUGAAGCUAAAAUCAUCUGUCUGAGUCACAGCAGCCGAAGUGUAAAGAAUAUUCAGCUGCGAGCAGAACAUGCCUAACAAACAGAAUCCAUUGUUUUAAAUUA